Pisolithus orientalis is the source of this 1365-nucleotide messenger RNA. Its product is annotated as NAD(P)-binding protein. Lineage: Eukaryota; Fungi; Basidiomycota; Agaricomycetes; Boletales; Pisolithaceae. Gene Ontology annotation, molecular function: oxidoreductase activity, acting on the CH-OH group of donors, NAD or NADP as acceptor; NADP binding; NAD binding. The transcript has 9 exons. The record is from RefSeq and is a predicted model, not a curated record. The coding region runs from base 134 to 1183 and encodes 349 amino acids.
GUCGAUCGAUAUCAGCUCGUAACUAGUAAACAUCCGAUUCCGAUCUGGCCCUCUAGUCGGCCGUACACUCGUUUCGUUGCAUCCUAAUCAAUCCUGAUAAAGUCAAAUUUUUGUCGAUACGCACCCCACCACAAUGUUGCCAGACGCCGUCCCAUUCUCUCGCCCUCCAACUCCGGGCCCCCACCCUCUCAGAAUUGGAUGGUAUGGUCUCGGAGCCAUGGGUUAUUUCAUGGCCCGCAACAUCGCAACAUCAAAGAGACUUCACCCGGCCUCAGCGUCACCUAUAUUGGUCUACAAUCGCACUUUAGAGAAAGCAGAGAAGCUUGUCAGCGAGGUCGGAAGUUCUGCUGCUGUCGUAGCAUCAAGUCCUGCCCAGCUUGUCACGGAUUGCGACGUCAUAUUCACUAAUCUCGCCAACGACGCUGCUGUGCAGAGCGUGUAUAACGACUUCAAUAAGACCUUAUCUUCAUCUCAUCCUACUAGAUCAAAGAUAUUCGUAGACACCAGCACGAUUUACCCAUCGCUGGCAGCUGAAAUCGACAAGCUGCUGUCAAAAUUUGCUUAUUGUCACUUCGUUGCAUCUCCCGUUUUUGGUCCCCCCGCAGUAGCCAACGCAGGAAAGCUAGUGAUCGCUAUGAGUGGCGACUAUCGGUCCAAACAGGAGGCUGCCCAUCUCAUGCUUCCAGGAGUAGGUAGGAAAGUCAUCGACCUUGGUGGGAACAUCGAAAAGGCACCUACGCUCAAGUUGAUUGGCAACGGAAUGAUCAUGGGUGCCAACGAGCUACUGGCAGAAACUCUCACCCUGGGAGAGAAGUCGGGUAUAGGCGCUCAAACGGUGCAGAAUCUCGUGAAAGAAAUCAUGCCAGCACCCCUUCUCAUGGCUUACGCUGACAAGAUGGUGAACGAUCAGUUCGAUGGCAGUGCUGGGUUCGCCAUAGACCUCGGCAUAAAGGAUUCAAUUCACGUCCGCCGUUUGGCGGCAGAAACUAACUGUCCCAUACCCACUAUUGACGUCGCCCACCAGCGAAUGAUCACUGCUCGUGCCAUUCACCAACGACAAAAGCAAACAAGCUCCCAGCAGUGGGACGUUCUUGACUGGAGUGCUUUGAUUGCUGGCUGCAGGGUUGCAGCGGGGCUAGACCCCUUCGAUUCGAAGGUUGACCACGUCGUCCCCGAUGAUUGAGAUCGGGUUUGGGGUUUGCUUCCGAUCCAGGUCCAGAGCGUACUUUUUAGAAGACGGUUGGGAGUUGUCGAUAAAUAUAUGUUGAUAAGGUAUACCACUGUUGUGACCCCUAAGUGGUAUGAUGUCAUAUUACAGCAAUGAGUCCGCUCUGACAAAUGACAUGAUGCCUUUGCUGGAAACGA